AUGCAUGUAACUUUUCUUCUUCUCCAUUUUAUCUCCAAAAACCAUAUCUUGAAAGUGGCUUUCUACAAAGAACAUUAGGGAAUGCUGAAAGUGUAGAGAGAAUAAUAACAGAAACUUAAGGACCUCUGAUCUUCUUUAGCCUUGCUUCACUCAGAUACUUGCCAAGAAUGCAAAUUGCUUAUCUCAAAAAAGCUUCUCUAGCUAUUUCUGCAUAUUCUCUUCUUCUUCUUCCAUUAGUAGUUUGCUCAUCUCAUGAAGAUCAUCAGUCCAAUUCCACCAGCAGUCAAAACAGCAUUAAAGACAACUUUCACAAGUUGAGUCCUCAGAUGACCUUUAAUGUUACAGUUCAUGCAGUUCUCUUAUGGUUUUCUGUGGGUCUCUUAAUGCCUGUUGGAAUACUUGUUAUCAGAAUGUCUGUUAGAGAAGAACAAGGGACAACAAGGGCCAAAGUUCUCUUCUAUUUCCAUGUAAUUUUUCAGAUAAUGUCGGUGCUUCUUGCCACAGCUGGAGCUGUGUUGUCGAUCAAAAACUUUGAGAACUCAUUCAACAACAACCACCAAAGAUUAGGCCUAGCACUUUAUGUUGCCAUCUGGGUUCAAGCCUUGACUGGAUUGUUCAGGCCUCACAGGGGAAAGAAGGAAAGAAGUGUGUGGUACAUAGUGCAUUGGAUGCUUGGAACAGUGAUAACACUAGUGGGAAUUAUUAACAUAUACACAGGACUAAAUGCAUACCACAAGAGGACUAAGAGAAGCUCAGGGCUCUGGACUAUCCUUUUCACAGCAGAGUUAUCUGUCAUAGCUGUUUACUAUCUAUUCCAAGACAAAAGAGAUUACAUACAAAGCCAAGGAGUUGUUUUAGGCAAUGAUCUCAAUCUUGCAAUCAGGCUUUUAGAUCAAGAACUUGCUCAAAGGCAAAACCAAAGGGAGUUGAUGCCUCAGCAACCAUGUGGCAAACAAAAUGCACUCAAGAAAUUGUUUGACUAACAUGGGAUUCUUUUUUGACCUUUUUAAAAACUGUCUGCGCCCAUCUUUCUCAAUUUUCUUUUGAAAUUGUGAGUGCUUUUGCAGUCACUUGCUUUGUUUUUUUAUGCAUGCCCUCUAUUAUGCUACUGUAUAGUGGUUUUUGCAAGAGUACAGUGAUGGAGUGCUUGCAUAAAAAUGGAGUAUGGACUUACCUCUUGUUAAUUAUGUGGUUUUAACUGUCAAGCUUGUGUGGGAAAUGGAUUCAGUGUACUUCUGGAAUUGUAUUAGUUACACAUACUAUUCAUGUUGUAGUCUUGUAUAAGCAUAUCAUAUAGUAUGUACACAGAUUUUAUUAUAUUAAGACGCAUGAGCAACCUUUCAGUUUGUAGUUUGUACACAGUUAUCAGUCAUCAGCAAUGCUUGAAUUUUCUCAAGUUACC
Messenger RNA from Argentina anserina (silverweed cinquefoil), 1402 nucleotides. RefSeq names its product cytochrome b561 domain-containing protein At4g18260. Gene Ontology annotation, molecular function: heme binding; transmembrane monodehydroascorbate reductase activity. The record is from RefSeq and is a predicted model, not a curated record. NCBI's taxonomy places the organism in Eukaryota, Viridiplantae, Streptophyta, Magnoliopsida, Rosales, Rosaceae. The transcript is spliced from 4 exons. Bases 168 to 983 code for a protein of 271 amino acids.